Molecule: messenger RNA, 2684 nt
Organism: Xyrauchen texanus (razorback sucker)
Lineage: Eukaryota; Metazoa; Chordata; Actinopteri; Cypriniformes; Catostomidae
Product: ubiquitin carboxyl-terminal hydrolase 30-like
Exons: 13
Coding region: 119-1702 (527 amino acids)
Biological process (GO): protein deubiquitination
Cellular component (GO): nucleus; cytosol
Molecular function (GO): cysteine-type endopeptidase activity; cysteine-type deubiquitinase activity
Source: RefSeq, a predicted model, not a curated record
UCGGGUUCCCCGUGUCUUUGUGUCAUUGCUGUUACGUUGCUGUGGGGUCGAGCGCUGAUUUCAGCACCACGGGUGUGAAAACAGAGAAGAGCUCAGAUGGGGGCGGUGUUGUGUUGGCAUGAUUUCUGCUUCUCCUGUCCUGUCGCUGGUGGCGUUGCUCGGUCGUGCUGCUGGAUCUCUGCAAAGACUGGGACACCUACGCAAUACCAAAGUAGUCUAUGAGGGAACUGUGAUAGGAAUAGGUGAUGUAUCUCUUGUGGCGAUGUGGAAUCAAGGAAAUUUUAUGACAUUCGGGAACAAGAUGAGUAAACACUGGAGUGUGAUUGGUGGAGUAGCUGCUGCAAUGGCGGCUGGAGUGUAUGUUUUAUGGGGGCCAAUUUCAGACAAGAAGAAGAAGAGAAAAGGUAUGGUUCCUGGUCUGCUUAAUCUGGGGAACACAUGUUUUAUGAACUCACUACUCCAGGGCCUUGCAGCUUGCCCUUCCUUUAUCAGAUGGCUUGAAGACUUCACUAGUGAAAGCAGCAUCCAUCCAGAGAGAACGGAGAGAGACACUCAGCUGUCCAGAUCUUUGAUGCAGUUAAUUAAAGCUCUGUCAAGUCCAGAUCAUGGAGAAUAUGAUGUUUUAGAUGCGGGAUGCCUGUUAGAAGCUCUUGGACUUUACAGAUGGCACAUCAGCUCAUUUGAGGAACAGGAUGCUCAUGAACUCUUUCAUGUUCUCACAUCCUCACUGGAAGAAGAAAGGGAACGGCAACCCAGAGUCACUCACUUAUUUGACAUGCACACACUGGAGAAAUCUGUGGAGUCAAUUGAAAAAAACAUAAGCUGCAGAAGUGGAGGUCCGUCACAUCCUAUUCCGAGUUUAUGGAGGACUCGGCACCCUUUUCAUGGGCGGUUAACAAGUUACAUGUCUUGCAAGCGCUGUGAACAGCAGAAUCCAGUGCACUAUGAUUCUUUUGACAGUCUGUCUCUUUCAAUCCCUUCAAUUCAGUGGGGCCGACCUGUUACUCUUGACCAGUGUCUUCAGCAUUUCAUUUCCUCUGAAACCAUCAAAGAGGUGGAAUGUGAAAACUGUACCAAGCAACAGGCUGGAGCGCUUGUGAAUGGACAACAGAGUCAGAGGACAACAUUUGUUAAGCAGCUGAAACUUGGAAAGUUGCCCCAGUGCCUCUGCAUACAUUUGCAGAGACUGACGUGGUCUAAAGAAGGCACUCCUAUAAAGAGACAAGAGCAUGUUCAGUUUACAGAGUAUUUGUCUAUGGAUCGAUACAAACAUUGUACUGCUGGGCAAAACCUGCAGAGGACCAGCAGAACAAAUAAGCUUGAAACUGAAGUCAAACCUGUUGCCAAUGGUGUUGAUCCAGAACACUGUAAAAACAACAAGACACUGUCCAAUGGAACCCUUUCCUCUGUCUUUCUACAUUCACCAGGACUGAGCUCACAGCUUAACCUCACUUAUAACUACAGCGCUUCAGAGUACCUGUUUCGGUUAAUGGCUGUGCUGGUUCACCACGGUGAUAUGCACUCGGGACAUUUUAUCACUUACCGUCGUUGCCCUUCUGCCCACCAUGGAACCUCUCCAUUCAGCUCCCAGUGGCUCUGGGUGUCAGAUGAUUCUGUGAGGAAAGCAAGUCUGCAGGAGGCCCUCUCCUCCAGUGCAUAUCUGCUCUUUUACGAGCGAGUGCAAAGGCCUAGUCUGAGGUAAAGGAUUUGCAUCUCUGCUGGGUUAGUUAUCCUUAGUUAUUCUACAAUAGCAUUGUGUGUCAUCCAAUGCUAGAGUGUUAACCCUCGCUCCUCUCCAUUCCAGGCCGAAUUUCUAUGGCCGAGUGCAAUCAUGCAUCCCUGUGCAUGCAGUUUUGCGUGUGUUUCAUGCAUGUUACUGCUCUCUCUCUGUGAGAAAGAGAGUAAAGAUGAGGUUUCUUCUGCUCGUAUUUGCCACCUUAAUCUUGAUUAAAUCUAUGGCUUUUUUUUAUUAUUUUUUUUUUUUACUUGUUUUGCUAUUUGUAGCAGGUGCACAGUCAGAAUUUUUCUCUAACAGUGACAUGGUGUUCGCAUGGAGGUAUAAUCCUGGUAUUGAUGUCCUGGUAUUGAGCAUGAUGUCAUGAUUUGCUAUGACGCAGGACAUUUUGAUUCUCAUACAGUUUUAAAGUUUUUAACAUAUAACGAUCAGUCUUUGAUUAUUAAUUAUCCAUUAUAAUAAAAUUAUUUUUACAUAUGUCCCUCAACAAUUAUCACAUGUAACAUUUAGAAUCUACUACACUGUUUUUGCAACACAUUUGUACGGUAAUUAAGAGAAAACAUAAAAUCACAAGAUGUUUCCUCGUCAGAUUGGUCUAAAUGUGUAGACCAUGUGUCCUCAUGGAAAUGUUGCAGUUUUUUGUUUGUUUGACAUACCUGUGUCCUUGCAGGAAUAUAGGAAUGCAAGUGUAAUUUACACCCUUUUGUGCAGAUGUUGCUAGUUUGCAUUCUUCUAAAGACCCAGAUGAAUUACCAGUUUGAUUUUAUGCUGACAAUUUUUCCUGUAUGUCAUUUCAUGUGUUAUUCUGUAAAUUUAAUGUGUUAAAUGUUCAUUGUUCAUGCCGCUAUUUGCACUACAGUAUAUUUUUAUGAUAUUAGUGUGUAUGAUUGUAUGGAUGAAUGUUUUUCAUGUGUAAAUUAAAGUAAAUAAAAUCUGCAAUGGUAAUAUU